UACAUCACAAAGCUAGCAGUUAAUAAAAAAAUAUUACUAGUUUGGUCGAGAAAGAGAAAGAGAGAGAGCAUUAAUCAGAAAAAUGUCUCGCUUCGUGAUGAACUCCAACAAUCUAUGGCUGAUUGGCAUCAGCGACGGCACGAUCAGGGUGAUGGAAGGCGCCUACUCGCCGGAUCUCAACACCCACGACGUCCCGAGAAAUCCCAUAAGCUGGAAGCAAGCGGCCCGGAUCGGGAGCAACAAGUACUGCACCCACCGUGAGCUGGAAGUGUUGGGCGUGGCGUUCACCGGCGGGAAGGUGGAGGAGCUGAGGAGGGGCAUCUCCGGGGGGCAGAGGAUGGUCAACAGGGAAGGGUUCAUGGUCACGUGGCUCAACCCUGGCGGCGGGAGCACCAACCUCAGGCCCAACAGCGUCCUGCGCCGCCUCAACGACCUCUACGACUGGUCCAAGCACGGGGUCCAGGUCAACAUUCCGGUGGAGACCGCGUGGGACCGGUUCGAGCUCACCACCGGGAAGCUCAUGGUUGGGGCCGCUGGCGCGGGCUCAGCACAAGCGAAGAAGGAGUUGGAGGAGAAGGAGAAGGAGAACCAGAGGCUUCAGGCCGAGAAGGACAAGGAGAUCGAGGAGCUCAAGAAGCAGGCCAAGGAGAAGGAGGACGGGCAACUUGCCGCCAAGAAGGAGAUCGAAGAGCUCAAGAAGCAGGCCAAGGAGAAGGAGGAAGAGCAGCUUGCAGCCAAGAAGGAGAACGAGGAGCUCAAGAAGCAGGUCAAGGAGAAGGAGGACGAGCAACUUGCAGUCAAGAAGGAGAACGAGGAGCUCAAGAAGCAGGCACAGGAGAAAGACGAUCAGCUUGCCGCCAAGGAUAAGCAGAUCGCUAACCUCAGGAAUGCUCUCAGUGCCUUCGUCUAAUGAAUAUCCCUGCUGCUCCUGCUCCUGCUCCUGCAUGCAUGCAUUUUCUUACUCAACUAUUAAUCUCCUCCUCUGUUUUCUUUUGGAUUGUUAAUUUCCAUACAUCUCUACGUUUGUACGUGUGUCUUCUGUUGUUGUGUAUUCAAUUGGUAUGUACUGAUCAUGAUCAGUUGCCAAUUACUUAAUAAAAUGUGGCUUUCUCU
This is a messenger RNA of Linum trigynum, 1113 nucleotides long. The record is from the annotation of a GenBank genome assembly. NCBI's taxonomy places the organism in Eukaryota, Viridiplantae, Streptophyta, Magnoliopsida, Malpighiales, Linaceae.